Molecule: messenger RNA, 3902 nt
Organism: Peromyscus eremicus (cactus mouse)
Lineage: Eukaryota; Metazoa; Chordata; Mammalia; Rodentia; Cricetidae
Gene: Kat2a
Product: lysine acetyltransferase 2A
Exons: 18
Coding region: 883-3399 (838 amino acids)
Biological process (GO): positive regulation of transcription by RNA polymerase II; chromatin remodeling
Cellular component (GO): histone acetyltransferase complex; nucleus
Molecular function (GO): histone H3 acetyltransferase activity; protein binding
Source: RefSeq, a predicted model, not a curated record
UUCUCUGGCUCCUUUCUCACCCACUAUGGGGGAGGCAAGGAAAAGAUGAGAGUGGAGGGGAGGAAGGAGAUGAUCAGGGAUCUUUGCUCAGCUUUAAAGCUGGACGAGCCGUAUUUACCUAGUCCUAGAACAAAAGCGGGGACCUUCCCUGUGUUGCGUUUCGGGAACUGCAGUGUCGGGCCCGCACUGUCCCUGGUUUUUUUAAUUCGCUCGUCUACACACAAUCUUAGUAUUUCAGUCUCCUCUCUCUGUCCCUGUCGCUGUCUUUCUCUCUCUCUCUCACACACACACCCUUGCUGUAGCAGCAAGGCCCAUAACUAUGCGGCUGUGCUUUUGAAAAUAAACUUUGUUUAACAGCAACCUAAGUACAGAAAAAAAGCCGAUUGUCAGUUAAUUCAUCUGUGUCAACACCACACAGCACAAAAUGUAGACUUAAUGCUACAUUUCAUCUCUAUUGUAACAGCAGUUCUGAGUCGGCAGCCACUUGGGGGACGCUUUGGCAGUGUGGGAGCUAACCCCCAGGUCCAGGCCUGAUCUUCCACCUAUGGAUUUUAGAAGGGCAGAGCCCACAAGUCCCCCAAACUGCCAGUGUUCCGGGGUUCCUCUUGUCCCCAAAAGGACAGCAAUUGUCAUUGUCCCAAAUAGCUUAAAAAAGAUUAGAAUAAAGUAGAGGUCAACCUAGGGUGCUCAACUGAGCGACAUUUGGCUGUCUGUAACCAAGAAACAGGACAGAAAAGUCUGGAAGGCCAAGGCAUGGGGAGCGGCAAGGAAAGACUACGACUCCCAUAGUGCGCCGGGGCAGCGACGCCUGCGCACUGUGCGCCGGUUGCCCAUGCGGCCCUAGGGCUGGGAGCGCGGCGCCGCUCCGCUGCGGGGGAGGCCAUGGCGGAACCUUCCCAGGCCCCAAACCCGGCCCCGGCCGCGCAGCCCCGGCCCCUUCAGUCCCCGGCCCCUGCCCCAACUCCGAAUCCUGCGCCCAGCCCGGCUUCAGCUCCCACUCCGGCUCCUACUCCGGCACCAGCCCCUGCCCCUGCUGCAGCCCCAGCCGGGAGCACAGGGACUGGGGGGGCCGGGGUAGGAAGUGGGGGGCCGGGGAGUGGGGGGGAUCCGGCUCGACCUGGCCUGAGUCAGCAGCAGCGCGCUAGCCAGAGGAAGGCACAAGUCCGGGGACUGCCGCGUGCCAAGAAGCUUGAGAAACUAGGGGUCUUCUCAGCUUGCAAGGCCAAUGAAACCUGCAAGUGUAAUGGCUGGAAAAACCCCAAACCCCCCACCGCACCUCGCAUGGACCUUCAGCAGCCAGCUGCCAACCUGAGCGAGCUGUGUCGUAGCUGUGAGCACCCGUUGGCCGACCAUGUGUCCCACCUGGAGAAUGUGUCAGAGGAUGAGAUUAACCGGCUCUUGGGAAUGGUAGUAGAUGUAGAAAACCUGUUCAUGUCUGUUCACAAGGAAGAGGACACAGACACCAAACAGGUCUAUUUCUACCUUUUCAAGCUCUUGCGGAAAUGCAUCCUGCAGAUGACUCGACCAGUGGUGGAGGGAUCCCUAGGCAGCCCCCCAUUUGAGAAGCCUAACAUUGAGCAGGGUGUACUGAACUUUGUGCAGUACAAAUUCAGCCACCUGGCCCCCCGAGAGCGCCAGACAAUGUUUGAGCUCUCCAAGAUGUUCCUGCUCUGCCUUAACUACUGGAAGCUGGAGACACCUGCUCAGUUCCGGCAGCGGUCCCAGUCUGAGGAUGUGGCUACCUACAAGGUCAAUUAUACCAGAUGGCUCUGUUACUGCCACGUGCCCCAGAGUUGCGACAGCCUCCCCCGAUACGAGACCACCCAUGUCUUUGGCCGAAGCCUCCUGCGAUCCAUUUUCACGGUCACCCGCCGGCAGCUACUGGAAAAAUUUCGAGUGGAGAAGGACAAGCUGGUGCCUGAGAAGAGGACCCUGAUCCUCACUCACUUCCCCAAGUUCCUGUCCAUGCUCGAGGAGGAGAUCUACGGGGCAAAUUCUCCUAUCUGGGAGUCUGGCUUCACCAUGCCACCCUCGGAGGGGACUCAGCUGGUGCCCCGGACAGCGACGGUCAGUGCAGCGGUUGUCCCCAGCACCCCCAUCUUCAGUCCCACCAUGGGUGGAGGCAGCAACAGCUCCCUGAGCCUAGAUUCCACAACGGCUGAGCCCAUGCCAGCAGGAGAGAAGAGGAAGCUUCCUGAGAACCUCACCCUGGAGGAUGCUAAGCGCCUCCGUGUGAUGGGUGACAUCCCCAUGGAGUUGGUCAACGAGGUCAUGCUGACCAUCACUGACCCUGCUGCCAUGCUGGGGCCUGAGACAAGCCUGCUUUCAGCCAACGCAGCCCGAGACGAAACGGCUCGCCUGGAGGAGCGUCGAGGCAUUAUCGAAUUCCACGUCAUUGGCAACUCUCUGACGCCCAAGGCCAACCGGCGGGUGCUGCUCUGGCUUGUGGGGCUGCAGAAUGUCUUCUCCCACCAGCUACCACGAAUGCCCAAGGAAUAUAUUGCCCGCCUAGUCUUUGACCCGAAGCAUAAGACUCUGGCCUUGAUCAAGGAUGGGCGGGUCAUCGGUGGAAUUUGCUUCCGCAUGUUCCCCACUCAGGGCUUCACGGAAAUCGUCUUCUGUGCUGUCACCUCGAAUGAGCAGGUCAAGGGCUAUGGCACGCAUCUGAUGAACCACCUGAAGGAGUACCACAUCAAACACAGCAUCCUUUACUUCCUCACCUAUGCUGACGAAUAUGCCAUUGGCUACUUCAAAAAGCAGGGCUUCUCCAAGGACAUCAAGGUGCCCAAGAGCCGAUACCUGGGCUACAUCAAAGACUAUGAAGGAGCGACGCUGAUGGAGUGUGAGCUGAAUCCCCGGAUCCCCUACACAGAGCUGUCCCACAUCAUCAAGAAACAAAAAGAGAUCAUCAAGAAGUUGAUUGAGCGCAAACAGGCACAGAUCCGAAAGGUCUACCCUGGGCUCAGCUGCUUCAAGGAAGGAGUGAGGCAGAUCCCUGUGGAGAGCGUCCCUGGCAUUCGAGAGACAGGCUGGAAGCCAUUGGGAAAGGAGAAGGGCAAGGAGCUGAAGGACCCCGACCAGCUCUACACAACCCUCAAAAACCUGCUGGCCCAGAUCAAGUCACACCCCAGUGCCUGGCCCUUCAUGGAACCUGUGAAGAAGUCAGAGGCCCCCGACUACUACGAAGUUAUCCGCUUCCCCAUUGACUUGAAGACCAUGACAGAACGGUUGCGAAGUCGUUACUAUGUGACCCGGAAGCUCUUUGUAGCUGACCUGCAGCGGGUCAUCGCCAACUGCCGGGAGUACAAUCCCCCAGACAGCGAGUAUUGUCGCUGUGCCAGUGCCCUGGAGAAGUUCUUCUACUUCAAGCUCAAGGAGGGAGGGCUCAUUGACAAGUAGUCCCCAGCUGGGACCUCCAGCGUCUGCCUCAGUCUCAUCAGAUCCAUUUGGGUGUCCUGGCCCUCCCAUCCCUGACUCAGCAGGAAAGACUCCAGCCAUGGGCCCCGGAUCUUGCAGACUUUUCAGCCAGCAGGCACUCCCAAGCCUGCAACACCUGCAUCCUGCCUUCAUUGCAUCCGACCUUGGGGAGAUGUCUGGUCUGGGACCAGCCCCUUGUAGAGUGUCUGGUGGCCAGUGGGUGAAGUGCUCAGCCCUGGUCCUCACAGAGCUAUGCAGGCUUGCGGUUCUGAGCCCGAUCCAGGGGCCUGUUUCCCAGGGUCAGGGCUAUUCGGUGAUUAGCGUUGGGAUGAAAACAGCCCAGACUGAAGGAGCCAUGAGGGGCUGUGACUCGUCUUACACUGUUUUGUCCAUCUGGCCCCCAGGGCUGGGGCACGAGGACCAUUCAUUCCUUGGCAUUAAUCCCUUGGAGGGAACAAUAAAGCUUUUUUUUUUUUUUCCCUGUG